AUCAAAGAGAAACCGGCGAAUGUGCAAUUCAUUCUGCGUCGUUUGGAGGCUCCAUCACCUCGCCCUGGGCACAGCCAAACGCAUCAGCCGACAAUUCUACAUCGAUCCGGGGAUCGUUACGCAUCUGGGCAUAUACAUUCGGUUAAUUCGGACACCCCGAAGCCACUUAAUCUGGCUGAACCACCGCGUCCCACAUGUACCAACUGGAAUGUUACCCGCGCACAACCCGCUGUAACCAGUCCGCCGAAGCACAUCCUGCACAGGACACUUGGAGUGGAAGCCCCAACAGCGGACGCGACACAAUCACGUCCACCCCGAUACGAUAGCGAACUUGAGGAAUACCAUCAAUUGGAGGAUCAGCUGGCCUAUCAGGAACGGGAGGUGGAAUUGAAUCGAAUCCAUUUGCUUCGGUUAGACAAAGAAAUUGCGGAACUAGAACAAAACACACGUUUCGCUUCCUCGGGUCCGGACUCAGGAUUUGCUGUCGGCCCGGCUGCUGAAUUAGCCCAGUUGGCCGCUGCGCCCUGGCCUCAACUUCUCGAGGCAAAUCGAGCCAGACAGCGUGAUCUUUUGCAGGAAAGAGAACGUCAUCAGAUGGCUGUCGAACGCGUCAGUGGGCAGCUGGAAAAAGCCCGUGAUGAAGCCGCUCAACUCGAGGCUCGCGUCGGUCAGGAAUUGAGCAAGCUGUUGUCCAAUCUGGAGACGGCGAAUGCAAACAGACGGCAACAGCUGCGAUCCCUCAGUCCGCCAGCACUCUACCCAAGGGCAUCCACUUCGACUUCGGCGGAUGGAGUUGCAAUCUGA
Echinostoma caproni is the source of this 804-nucleotide messenger RNA. NCBI's taxonomy places the organism in Eukaryota, Metazoa, Platyhelminthes, Trematoda, Plagiorchiida, Echinostomatidae. The record is from the annotation of a GenBank genome assembly.